This is a messenger RNA of Rhizoctonia solani, 1686 nucleotides long. RefSeq lists its product as uncharacterized. Lineage: Eukaryota; Fungi; Basidiomycota; Agaricomycetes; Cantharellales; Ceratobasidiaceae. The coding region runs from base 1 to 1686 and encodes 561 amino acids. The record is from RefSeq and is a predicted model, not a curated record. The transcript has 6 exons.
AUGGUCGAGGUCAAUCUCAUCACUCAUCCUGAUUCUCCCCUACCCCUCGUCUGCCCAACUGAACAUGGCUUCAAGGCACUCGAGAAAUAUACUGUAUGCUACAUAUUCGAAGAGCCAGUGAUAGAGUAUGAAAGGAAACUAUAUCCUAGUUCUCAACUCGAUAUCGCAUUGGUCUGGAGUCUAGCUGUAUUAGUGGCAGUCAUAAUCACCGGGCUCACUGUUUUCUUUCCUCCCUCAUCAAUUGAACCUCUGAACGAGGCUGACGAGCCUUACGCGCCGUCUCGGGGACGUCUUGACCCUAAUGUCUCGGCGCCUACAAAAAGUUUUUUGACUCCUCGAGACCUUGUCAUCGAUACCACUAACAUCGACGUAGCUAGUGUUUCCGGGAGGGGGAAACAGAGUCCAGUCGGGGAGGUAACUCUGGGACCUGGACUAAACAUAACACAGACACAGGCGCAGGCCGACUCUGGUCGUGAAUGUGUUGGCUCAUCCUUGUUCAUACAUGGGUCGCAAUCCGAUAACCCGGGUGUGGCAGUAAAACAGGGCACUACUGGCUCCAAAGAGCUCGGAACUAUACCGGGUUCAAAACGAGGAUCUACGGGUCCAGUUCAUCAGUCCUCGCUGUUCAAUAGUGAUUGGCUCGACCUUUUUCAGACAGGGUUGAAUCACUCUGCUUCCUCUCUCGUUGAUAGAUUUAUCGUCCUUAUUCGAUAUCCGAGUAUCGCUUGGUUUGGUUCUGGCCCCCUCCUAGGAACUCUGUAUGGACGAACCCCCACUCUCUCCAUUUUCGCCAUCAGCAGCACCGAUUUCGAAGAUGAUGUCAAAGUAUUGGCGGAUACGCUUAUGCCGCUAUAUCCGCAAAACUUCCAACUUACAAAGUUGGAUGUGAACACCGCAUUUACUAGAAUCAAGCACGAAAUCAAGAAGCUUUGCAGCGGGCAUCAAGGUGCACCUGACCGACAUCUCCUCAUCUACGUGACCAGCCACGGUGACACCAAUAAUGAUAUGUUUAUAUCCGAAUCCAAGAGGCUCAAAGAGAGUGAUUUAUUCGGGCUAUUCUCGCAGCUGGCCAUUGUGGCUACUAUAUUGGUAGACAUCUGCCGCGAGGGAAACACUCCAAGCAUAUCCCCUCCAGAGGGCAUUUCUGUGAUCCGGUCUUGCUCUCUUGCACAAAAGGCCGGUACAUUCCGGAUUAAAGGCCUUGCCGCCCCGGGUUCGUGCUUUCUCAACGCGGUAAUGAUAGCGGCUUGCACUCCCAACCUACAGCACGACGACGAUGGGUACAGAAUACGUUUAAGCGUCCAAGAACGGCUUGAUCAGUUGAUAAAGUACUUGAACUACCGCUAUAGCGAGAGGCACGGCAAAGAGGCAAAGUGCACGCGCUGUCCCAGCCCCACAGAUCGCUGCCCCGAACCCACAAAGCAAACAAUAGAUUGGGGCGAUGCUAGAAGCACAGACGAUCUAUCCAAGUUGAUGAAAUCUCUUGCAAAUUCCGAGAUUGCAAUGGGAGUGUAUCACUGGUUCAUGGAAAACCAAGUUUUUUGUACUGUCAACGGUAUUCCUUAUCCAGUAGCUACGGAAGCAGAUACGGCACCAAAUCUGGCUUUUCAGCCUGUUCAUAGACCACCGGGUCACGCGGGUCAACUCGAAAGAGGAGCAAUGAGCCCCUUGGCAAUUAGCCAUUAA